AUGGCUCCAGAGAAGAUCCGCAUGUACAGCCGCAUCUCCGACCAGCGUAUCCUAUGGCCGGUGAAGGUGUUGAGGACCCUCCCGCACGUGCGCCCGUUCCUGGAGGCCAUCGUGGACAAGUGUAUGCAGGUCAUCAUCACUGGAGAUGACAAGAAAGGUCUGACCGGACUCAGCUUGGCCCAGGAGGUCCAGCGUCAGCUGAACGGAUCCGGCUUGGCCCAGGAGGUCCAGCGUCAGCUGACCGGACUCAGCUUGGCCCAGGAGGUCCAGCGCCAGCUGACCGGACCCGGCUUGGCCCAGGAGAUGGCGUCGUUCACGCGGCAGCUGCUGGCCCUGCUGGUCACGUGCUGGCCGCUGACUGGACUGGGUCGGCAGUACCGGCCGCGGCCCGACAUGGAGUCCUACUCGGUGCUGGACCUCAUUGAGAGCAAGAGCUCCAGGUACGACCCGUCUCCGUCGGACUUGGACAUCGGGAGGUUGACGAUGAAGCUGGGGCGCUUCCUGGACAGCGAGUACAUGAGCAUCGACAUGCCGAACAGCCUGCGCCGAGGCGUCAACGUCACUUGGCAACUUCCCUUCAAGGUGAAGAAGAACGGCCACCUGCGCACCGUCGGCCGGAUUCCGGCAAGCCUGCGCCGGCUGCGGCUGGACCAGCUGACCCUGCCGGAUGGCUCGCGGCAGCCGGUGCGCCUCACGCGCCGCCUCCGCCGCAAGAUGCUCAAGUACCUGCACAUGUACACGCACUGCGCCGUGCGUUACCGCUGGAAGGAUCUGGGCGUGCGCUUCUGGCCGCGCUGGCUGCGGACGGGCCACUGCGACACCACGCGCUCGUGCUCGAUCCCUGCAGGGAUGACGUGUCAGCCGGCGCGCAGCCGGCACCUGACCCUGCUGCGCUGGCACUGCCAGGACUGGAGGCGCAGCCGGCACUGCAAGUGGCUGCGCGUCCAGUACCCGGUCGUCAGCAAGUGCCAAUGCUCCUGCCCGCGCCGGUAGGCGGCGCCGCCGGCGCGGGGCGUGCUGAGGGCACACUUCGCAUGAGGGCUGUCGGAAGGGAAACUGGAAUGUUCUCAGCAGGUUCUCUGUGUGGAACGUUCUCGGCUGCGCACUGGCCCCGGGCUCUGAGAGGGCGGUGCUGACCAUGUGGCACGAGGGAGGAAGUGCUGAAGUCUAGUCAUGUGGCGAGGCCGCCGCUUUAUGCCUGCAGUGGAGAACGCUCGCGAUCCGAACGUUGAAGAGCUGCGUAGCGCUAAAACGACGCAGGGCGUGGGAGGGCCGCCUUCGUAGGCUCACUGUCUCUCUGAGCCGGCGGCGCUCCUGGAAACUGCGACGCUCGUAUUUAUUGCCGUGACAGUGUCUCUUGAAGGCUACACAACCUGAUAUUUAUUGGAGGCAAUACCAACGUGAAAGCGAUCUGAUGAUGUAACGACGAUCCGACGAACAAGGUCUGGCUCACUGUCUCUCUGCAUCACGACCGGAGGCGAAGAUCGCCAGCGACGGCAGCUGAACAGUGGCAGGUCUUGGCGUCUGGCUCUCUGUCUCUCUGCAUCACGACCGGAGGCGAAGAUCGCCAGCGACGGCAGCUGAACAGUGGCAGGUCUUGGCAUGUGCGCACCAGAACCCUACUUGUCUCUGCCGCAUCCUAGAGGGACCUGACGAAGCCAGGUGCUGCGCUCGCGGUCUGCUCCUGGUCCCACAGGUCUUCCCACGGGCUGCCUCGCCUCGUACUGGUGACCUGCGCCGGCGAGCCACGCCUCGGGGACGCUCCGCCCGCGCGCGAGCCUGCAGGCCUGUCUCACAAUCAGAGGGACUCGCGGUGCGCACGGCGGCAACGAGUCUCGUCGCGGAUCAACUCCGCCUCCGGACGUGGGGCGAGCGUGACCUGCGAGGGGCCUGACCUAUGACCGGCGAGCGUGACCUGCGUGACCUGCGUGACCUGCGAGGGGAGUAGCCUCGCCGCCCCAGGCUCUGUCUGACUGUGAUCAGGUGACGUCGGUGACCCUGUCUGCGUGAGCGCCACCUAGUGUCAGGUCCUGAUGUGGAUUAUGGGUGAGGCUUUGUGUUUGCACUUGUUUGCUGCCGCUCGAACAACGGGACGCCCGCCAGCAGCGCGCGACCAGAGCUUUUCAAGGUGGCCUUUGAUGUCCUUCAGGCCGUUUAGUCUCGCUGAGGCAGACCUGUUUCUUACUUGGUCGUCCUUUAAGGAUGUUGUGUUUAAUGUGUUCGUUAUGACCACAGUGUAAUUGUAUUUGCUAACGAUGAGCCUAGACAGUGCAACAAACGGGAUAUGUUUGGCAGCGAGUUGUUUGAUUUUACACAUUUUGCCUUCGUUUACUUCAAAUAAGGAAAGCAGUGUUCGGAUCUCUUGCGAUUUUGGAUUUACUUUUAAAUGUACCCAUGUCAGCUCUUUGUCACGAGUAGUGGCACAUUCCAGCCGAACAUUUAUUGUGAUGCGACGAUUCCAUUUCUGUUUGUUCAUGUCACAUUCAUGCAUGAUGUCUUGUACGCUAUUAAAAUGA
This is a messenger RNA of Pollicipes pollicipes, 2516 nucleotides long. Its product is annotated as noggin-2. Gene Ontology annotation, biological process: dorsal/ventral pattern formation; negative regulation of BMP signaling pathway; osteoblast differentiation. Bases 1 to 993 code for a protein of 330 amino acids. NCBI's taxonomy places the organism in Eukaryota, Metazoa, Arthropoda, Thecostraca, Pollicipedomorpha, Pollicipedidae. The transcript is spliced from 6 exons. The record is from RefSeq and is a predicted model, not a curated record.